AUCCGAGGGGAAGAAGAAGAAGGAGCACCCGGCGGCGCCGCAACGUCAGAGAUGCUAGCAUCUUAACAAAAGAAAACUGCGAAUAUUUAAAGGUUCCGAGUACAUGUAGGUGAGUUGUAAAUUUGGGGUUUCAAUCUAGUUCUUUGUAAGUGUUGUGCUUUUGUAUGCCGUAACUGCUUUUGUCCUUAAAAAGCAGAAGUUAUGAAGUUUGCAGGCCGACCGUGCAGACAGACUUAAUCCAGCAGACAGCUUCACUGUCAUUUUUAAGAGGAUGACUCGGUUUUUUAUCCGCCUCCUGGUUGCAGGCUGCAGGUGGAGAGAACAUUUUUAAAAUUAGAAGCGGUAAAAGACGCGUAAACCUAAAAAAAAUCACAUCAGAAACAUAAAACAAACAGCUCUGACAGAUUCCCUCAGGUUAUUAUUGAUAAGAAUCAGAUGAAUCUGCUCGAGUUAAAACGAUUGGGGAGUAAAAAUGAUCAGAUUAUUAGAUUCCAUCAUGGAUUGUGGAUAUUUGCAUCAGUCAUCUAUAAGUUAAAUGCUGAAUAUUUUGUUUUUUCAACUGUUAAAACAUAAUGGAGUAAAUAGCAUGUGAAUGUAAAGGAGAUUUUGAUGGUAAUUUUAUGUCCAUUUAUGGAUAUGGAAAGUGAAAGCUCAAGAAAAGUUCAGGAAAUUAUAUGCAAAUACAGGGAUAUUAUUAUCAAAUAAAUUGACUAAAUAUGGACAUGAAUUUUACCUCAUGACUAAUGAAAUUGGACUUCAAUUCGCAGGCCUUGUUUUUAACUGAGCUUUUGUUUUUUAUUUAUUUGUCAAAGCACUUUGUAAACUUCUGUUUUUAAAAAGUGCUUUUAAAAUAAAGUUUUUAUUAUGAUAAGAUCUUGAAAUCAUUUGAUACUGUUUUCCUGUAUUUGAUGUGAUAUUUAUAGAUAUUAAAAGUUUUCUGCACACGAAACUUCAGCAGUUGCCGUCCCCAUGUUACUUACUAAAACAAGUGGAUUUAUGUUAAAGAUUAGAGUCUUUAAAGGUUUUUUUUUAAUUAAAAAGAGUAAUGUGCUUGGUUUGAAUUCUAUAAAAGUGGGUCACGACUUAAGGACCAUCAUGCAUUAUCACCUUGAAUGUAAUAUUUUUUUUCUAAUUUGCAUUUUCUGCUGUGUUGAUUAAUUUCAGCAAUUUUUUCCCCCCAUUCAGAGAGAUGCUGACGUCCUCUUCCAAGUGAUCAGAGUCACCAUCAUCAGAUCAGUGAAAACAAGAUUUGUUUUAGACCAGUCAUGGCCACCAGACAGCAGAAACCUGUCUCAGCUGCCGAGGGCUCAUCAGAGACCAGAAGAACAGACAUCAGAGCCAGUGAGAAGAAGUGCUGUGAGUGCUCUGUUUUCCCUCCAUGCACCCUGACUUAUAAACUCCUCUGUGUUUGCUAUCAAACCUUGUGCAUCUUGACUUUUACAUUGUUUGAUAUCACUCAGUCAUACUGUGUUGUGGUUUGUUGGAAAUUUGCUGCUUUGUUGUGCACGAGCAAAGAAAGCCAGCACUAAUUGUAAAGCCUUACUUUGGUGCACCCUCUGUCAUUAUCAUAAUGGUAUGUAUACAAUGGUGCGUGUAUUUAUAGUGGCAGAUAAUACAACAAAUACCUUCCACGCUUAGAAUACAGUAACAAGGAGGGCCUGUAAAACAUCACAGAGUAUGGCUUGGUUUUGAUCCACAGUCAGACUUUCAGCAAGUCUAAAGAGGGGAACGUGAGAUGGAUUUUAAAAGAUUGUAUCAAAAUAUGUCUCGAAUACAAAGCGAUCCUGUCCUCCAGGAUCUUGAACAUGCAGCCACCUGUUUGGAGAAUUUUGAGUCAAGUCUGGUCCUGCCUGGUUUUUCAUUGGACAUUUCUUGGCAGAAGUGAGAAUUGUCUUUCACACAUGGAGGAGAAGUUACUGUGAGUACUUUCCAUUUCAUUCCCCAGCCAACAAGGUUAGAUCUGCAGUGAACUGUGUUAAUGAGCUGCAGAGACUCUGAGAAAUAUUAACCCGAAGUUCAGAGUAGAAACUGGUAUGACGGAAAUGCUUCAUUAAACUUUAGCCAGCUGGUCUAUUUCCACUACAGGGAUGACAUUAGGUUAUUUUACAGCCCCUCCUCUCUUUGCUGCCCCUUUAUUACACACGCAACAUUUUAGGUUGAUCUUUAAAGCAAACAUGAGGGUAAAUCAAACAAAAAAAGUGCUUGUCAGGAAAUCUCUUUGUGUGCUGUGUGACUAACAUAUGUCAUUGUGUUUGUGUGUGCUGCGGGCACGAUUGUUGUAUGUGCAAACUGCAGCAUGGGCCUCUUACAUGACCAACUCUCCAACGGUGAUUGUGAUGAUCGGGUUGCCCGCCAGGGGGAAAACCUACAUGUCCAAGAAGCUGACCCGCUACCUCAACUGGAUCGGAGUGCCCACCAAGGGUUAGUACAGAAGCAGAUUUAACGUCUGAGGGCGGGGAAAUAUCAGAUGCAGUAAGGUGAAAGUGUUUUAUUAUUUAUGGCGGCGUAAAUGAUCAGGGUUGCACUAUUACACAUGGUUCCUUUUAUGAAGGCUCUCAUUUCAUACUGAGAAAUUACUUCCCUGUGCUUAAGGCUACACUUUGUUAAUGUGGCUGUAUUUACCUCAACACCCCUGAUUUAGUGUCUCUGUUUGUCGUGGAGUCUUUAUGGUUUCACCUGAAUGGAAUGUCAAACCUGAAGAGCCGGUUUCACAGAGUCAGAUGUAGGUCACAGCCCUGAUAUACUAUACAACAUACAUUUUCACUGCCUUUGUGUGUCUUUCUCUGACUAUGUCCUUUGUAGUGUUUAACCUGGGAGUGUAUAGAAGAGAAGCAGUCAAGUCGUACAAGUCCUAUGACUUCUUCAGACAUGACAAUAAAGAAGCAAUGGAGAUAAGAAAGUGAGUAAGAAUAGUUCCAAUUCCAAUCUGACUGCAUACUUUGAUUAUCAAACACACUUACAACAGCACAUUUUGUCUUGUAGAAACAGUUGGCAACAUGCUGCUUUGAUUUUUAGAUCAAUUUUCUCCCCCUUUUUUAACAGGCAGUGUGCUUUGGUGGCUCUGCAAGAUGUGAAGGCCUAUCUGAACGAAGAGGGAGGCCAGAUUGCUGUAAGAGCACACAGAAACUGAGACAUCUGUGUUCUCACAGAUGGGGAUCAUAUUUGCAGACAGUUCAGCAAGAUGUACACGCAAGCAAACAUUCCCACGUAGAGGUUUAGUCUGUUUUUUUACAGAGGAUAAUGGAAGCAAAUUUCAACUGCGAUCACCCUAUCAGUAAAAAAAAGAGGCAGACAGGGAUUAUGUAGUUCAGGAUGAAGUACUUGUAGCUGCAAGAAUCUACACUUACAGUUAGGCAAAUCUCAUCUGUCGGGGUUAAGUAACAUACCAACAAUCUCAAUUGUGUUGGCACUUAUACAAGACUUUUGUAAUGUUAUGUUGACACAUCCUGUGUCGUCCGUUAGGUUUUUGAUGCCACCAACACCACCAGAGAGAGACGGGAACUCAUCCUUAAUUUUGCUAAAGAUAACGCAUACAAGGUGUGUGAUUUAUUCAUGAUGCUAAUCCAACUCAUUAAGAUCGCAUCUAUUUUUAAGUAAACUUUGAAUCUCUAAUGAUAACUAUGUUUUAUCAGGUGUUUUUUGUCGAGUCGGUAUGUGACGAUCCUGAUGUCAUCGCUAAGAAUAUUAUGGUAAAUUCACUUUUUUGGUUGUUUUUAAACUUUUUUAAAAGUUCAGUUAACUUAUAUUUCUUGGUGACUCAUCUCUGCAAAUGUUUCAUCCACACAGGACGUGAAGGUGUCCAGCCCAGACUACCCUGAGAGGGACAGAGAGAGUGUCAUGGAGGAUUUUCUGAAGAGGAUAGAGUGUUAUAAAGUGACAUACCAACCUUUAGAUCCAGAUGAACACGACAAGUACAAAAAUGAUUAAUUAUCCAUCACCAAGCUUUUAAAUUAAGGUUUAAGUUUUCUUUGUUUAACACUUUUAAAACGUUGUCCGUUCUUCCUAUCAGGGAAAUGCUUUAGUUUUAACAUGUACAUGCAGAGACUGACCAGCAGGUGGAGACAAAGAACUCUUUUGUAAAGCAGAUCAUUUUUAGAUGCAAUUCAAAUCCAAAAGAUCUGAUAAAUGUUCCUGCUGUCAGAGAUUUGGAUCCUGAAGUUUCAUAAAAGCCUGAUUCAGCCCACAUACUGGCUCUGCUGUGGAGUAUUUGUUUGUUAAAUCACAGCAUUUGCAGAAAACUGUUUCCUAACAGAGCAAAGAUUCACAUGCUUCAUUCUGAGUGUUCGGAGGACAUGUAGUUGUUGAUGUCCUUGAACUCACUUUGAUUUUCUGAGGAAGGCCUGAGAUAAAAUCACAGGAUAUUUAGUCUAAACUGAAAGUACAAAACAUCCCUCCCCCAACCCUAUUCACUCUUCAUGGUCUCCAGUUUAGUCUAAAUAUUUGACUCACUUUCUGUUUUUGUCUUCGGCUCUUUUUGCCUGCGCAGGAACCUCUCCUUCAUCCAGGUCAUCAAUGUUGGCCGCCGUUUCCUUGUCAACAGGGUGCAGGACUACAUCCAGAGCAAAAUAGUGUACUACCUCAUGAACAUCCACGUCCACUCGCACUCAAUCUACCUCUGUCGGCACGGAGAGAGCAAUCACAACAUGGAGGGUCGCAUCGGGGGGGACGCUGAGCUGUCAGAGAGAGGAAAACAGGUGGUCUAACCAAUCAUAUCAGUCACUGAAGAUUUUAGGAAGAGUACAACACACUCAGUUUCAAGUUGACGGUUUCAGUUUUUUUUUUUUUUUUUACUGAUACAGGGUCUGACGUCUCCUCGAUAUGUUUUCUUUGUCAGUUUGCAGCAGCGCUGAAAGGUUUUGUGGAGGAGCACCAUCUGUCAGACUUGAAAGUUUGGACGAGCCAGCUGAGACGCACCAUCCAGACAGCAGAGGAGCUGGGAGUCCCCUACGAGCAGUGGAAGAUCCUCAACGAAAUCGAUGCUGUACGCCACCUCAUAAGUCAAAGAACUCCCACACACAUGCACACACAAACACACACAGAUGUGGAGGGUUUCAUGUCUUUGUUAUUUCAGGGAGUGUGUGAAGAGAUGACGUAUGAGAUGAUCAAGAAAACGUAUCCAGAAGAGUUUGCCAUGAGGGACCAGGACAAGUACCACUACCGCUACCCAGGAGGCGAGGUAAACGCUGUGUUUCGGAUUCAGCCAACAGUCUUGCAUUGAGGAUUUCACUGAUACUAUGAUGUUACACUGUCGGUUGUGGUGUUUUGUGUGUUUUAAGUAACUAGAAACUUGCAACAAAAGCAAAAGUAAAGAGACAAAAUCCUCUCUGUAUUCUUUCUUAAUCUUUAGUCAUACCAGGACCUGGUGCAGCGGCUGGAGCCAGUGAUCAUGGAGCUGGAGCGGCAGGGAAACGUCUUGGUCAUCUGUCAUCAGGCUGUAAUGCGCUGUCUGCUUGCCUAUUUCCUGGACAAGAGCGCAGGUUAUAUUCACAAAAGAAGCAUAACGCAUUUUUUAGUUUAGCUAAAACUUCACCAAUUCAGAGUCUUCAUAUCCCACAUCCAUUUUUUUUGACUAAGUUUCAAGUGUGUUGUUUGGUACUGGGACCAACUCUAAAUAAAGUUAGAUGGAAUAGAGAUAUAAUAAAUAUGUGGAAAUGGUUGAACUCUGCAGGAUCACAGCUGUAACUAUGUGCCAGCUGAGAUUGUAAUAUAACCACAAGGGGGCAGCAAAGUUCUGUACUUUUUUAAAUCCACACAUGGUGACUUCCAGAAGCUGUUUUUAUUUAGACAUAAAUCCAAAUUUGACCUCUGCAGUUGUGAGUAAUAGGAGGAAAGACGAAUGUGAACUCAAAGUUUACAAAUUUAGGUUGAAUAACUUCCAGAAGUCUGAAAUAUUCUGCAUCUGAAGUUGUGAUCAACUUGAGCUUGUGGGAAUUUACUGGUAUUUUUAGAUGGUGAUGUUCAUCAGAGUGUUCAAAGUUUUGAAGAUAAAUCAUGAAAUAUCAGCAAUACUCAGCAGGAAUGGUGACUACUUAAAUUCUGCAGAUGUUGAUUCCAAAAUUGUAAAACCAACAAAACUCUUCUUGCCUGAAGAGACAAUCCCUGCUUGAAAUAUCAAACAUGAAACUAAACCACACAGUUGCCUAAGUUCUAAACAAGAACUCAAAACUUGGUGCUUGACAUGAAACAUGAAAUAAACCAUGUCCAGUAUUGUCACGGUGAUGUAAAGCAUGAAUAAUAACUGGGUGGUUAGAGUGGAAAAUGUGGCUCAGAAACAAAUCCAUAAUUAGUUCUGGGCAGAUGCAGGGUUUCGUCAGGGAGCAGAGGAAGUGGUACAUGCUGCAGCAUGUGUUUAAAUCUGUAACCACAGCCAAACCAGACAGAGUGGGUGCAGUUUUGGCUGGCAUUUCAUCCCACUGCAUCCACCCAUCACAAAUGAAGCACUGCAAUCCACAGCAAUAGAAAACACAGCAUGAGCUUGAGAGAAAAGUCCACAGUCAUUUAGGAAGAAACACAAACAGGACUGAAAACAACCGCAGCUUUAAGAGUCUGAAGUUCUUCUUCUUUUUAUUGACACAGAUGAUUUGCCUUACUUGAAGUGUCCCCUCCACACUGUGCUUAAACUCACCCCUGUGGCUUAUGGUAAGUCACUGCACUGUCACAACUCUGUGGAACAACAACAUGUUUUCCUUUAUUUGGAUGUGAUGUCAUUUUUCCUGUCUCCUCCCUUUAGGCUGUAAAGUGGACAUGUUUGACCUGAAGGUGGAGGCUGUUAACACUCACAGAGACAGACCAUUCGUGAGUUUUCGACCUUUUUGACGUCCCAUUAUGAUGUUCUCAGGAAGUUUGUCUGCCCGCUUCAGUGUAGCCCAUGUCAGGAUUACACAAACAUGAUCAGGGCUUCAAAACAACAUGAAUCCUGUGGAAAAUUGAAGGAAAAUGAUGUUUCUUAUUCAGCUUUCAGGAGCCUCAUAUCCAGACUCCUGUAAAAACCCCGACACCAGAUGCAUCAAACUCAGUGUAGGUUCUUGUUUGAUUGAACUGUGCAUGAAAAAGAACAUAAUGUAACUUCUGACUGGAUCUUAUCAUCACAGCAAGGUUGUGACACAAGCGGCUCCACUCAGCUAUCAGACAAACAAGGUCAAGAACAAGAAAUAAGAUUAAGUGAAGGUGAACAGAGGUUUAUUUUCUGACUGACAGUCAGCGAGGAUGAAAUUCGAAGCUUAAAAACAGGAAAAUAAAGUGAUAGCAGAAGAAACCCAUUUUGGUGGCCCAGAGCAGUAAAUUCCUCUUAGUUUUGUUGAAUGAGGAAAAGGUUUUUAGCUGGAAAUGGCAUGCUGCAUCUGUAAACAAUCCACAUGAGAUUGUUAAAUGAAAUCAGCUGAUAGACACUGAAGAGCUGAGGAGGAUGAAAAGCUUGUGUGUACAAACAUAUUGAUUAUAGUGACUCAACUACAUGGAUUAAAUGUACACAAAUACAGAAAAUUGCUUUUUUUAUUCAGUCCCUCUUCAGCGAGCUGGAGAUCUGCUCCCUUGCGUUAGUGUUUGCACUGAUUAGUUGAGGGAUAGAAAUUAAGAGGCCCAGCAGACGGAGUGGGCGUGAACACAUAAACACAUUUACUGAGAAAGCUCUUGUUUAAUGGGGUGAGAAAUGUCCUGCCUGCUGAGAACAACAAAACAAUUCCCUUUUUAUUUGCUCCUGUUUUUCUCCAAACUUGUUUAACUUUCUUCUUUAAAGUAACUAAGAAAAGACCCUCAAUAACGUCUCUAAUGUGUCUGUUUUGAUUCUCACUCCAGAGUAAAGCCAGAGGAGACGCUGUGCCACCAGCUUUCUUCCGACGGAACAGCUUCACCCCGCUCUCCAGCCACGAUCAGAUUAAACGGCCUCGUCUCUACAGCGCAGGGAACCCUCAGCAGGCCCGCACCUCCCAGGGCCCUAAUUUACCCAGCAUGCAAUUCCCUGAGGUAUCUGAGAAGCAAGAGCUGCUGCAAAGCGAGGUCAGUGUUGCUUGUAAUACAAGACAGAUUAAAAAGCUUUGAUGUAAGAUUUCUUUCAUUAGCUCUGAUAGCCAAGCACCAGUUAGUUAGAGUAAUAUAAAAAAUGUGGUUCAAGGGCCAAACACAUAGAAGUGUAGUAAUCUAAAGGUGAUACAAAGUGUCUGAGAUUGAUCAGAAUAUACUCAGAAAUUUAUAGGAUUAAAACCGCAAAUUAACAAGAAUGAAGUUGUAGUCUCAUAAAAAUAAAAGUCUAAUUUUAAUAGAAAGAAGUCAUAAUUAUGGGCUGUGGAUGAUCUGUAUUGAGGCUAAAAUAACCUAUCAGGUGAUGUUAGAAGGUCAGCAAGCUGCCUGCAUGAACACGAGGAACACGAGUCAUCUUAUUAAGUUUACUUACUGCAAUCAGCACUAACGAGUAAGUCCCUGAUUCUUCUAACAAGAGUGAGCAUUCAGGUAUCAAUGAAACUACUAAAGUAGAACUUCACAAGAUGCUAACAUUUAUGCAAAAUCUCCUUUUUUCAGAACUCAGAACUCAGAAGGGGGUUUAUUGCCAUUGUCAAUGAACAGGAUUCACAGACUCGGAAUUUGUUUCGGCAUGAUGGUGCAACAUUAAACAGAGAGUAAAAUGCUAUGUACAAUAAGUACAAGUAUUUUCUUUAAUAAAUGGACAACUUAACCCUCAAAAUUUUGAUUUUAUUCCUGGAAAUGUACAACUUCCAUCUCAAAAUCUAAUUUUUUCAGAGGCAGCCCUAAUACUUCACAGUCUAUCAUUGUUUUUAAAUGUAUGAAAUAAACAGACAUACUCAUCACGUGGAUCCUUGACAUGAUGGAAUAAAUCUUUGGUGUGUUUAAAGUGUUUAAAUCAGGAAGAAAGGACCUUUGUUGAGUUCACCGUGCUUCUAAAUCAGGGAGUGUUGGACUCGGUCUGCUGAGCUCAGGUUUUAAUAUUAGCUCCAGUUCACUCUGUUCCAGUAGAAACAAACACCUCAUUCCUCCUUGGGCCGGGUGUUUUUGUUAACGCAGUCAACCCACUCUCCUCUCUUUUUCCUGCAGGACUCUUUGAACGGCUUCAGAGCUGGAGACACAGACGACUAUGUUCAGAGUUGAAGAAAUACAAACUAAAAGGUGCCUAUAUAUGUUUUUUUUUUCACUUGUUUAAAACAUCUUGACCCUCCAUCUCAAAUAUUUGACUCUUGUGUUUCUCUCUGUCUUUUUAGGCCGCUCUUCAAAUGGAUUUCAGCAGAUAACAGGACCAGCGUUUAAACUAACCAUCUUCAGCCAUAACAGUAGUAACCACUGUAUCACACACCAUGUCUGUUACUAUAUUAAGGAAUCACUUUUAUGUUUUAAAGGUUAUGUGCUGUUAGCCUGUGUUUGCACAUACAAAUAUAAACUCAAUGCCACUGUAGCCUUAAAACCCACAUUCAGAUUCUGCAGGUAAGAGAAACACCAUCCAUUGAGCGCGCUCCUGUAGUACUGUAACUGUAGUCUCCAGGCGUAUCAUGCUGUUUUUGAUGUGUAGCGUGUUGAUUGUAAUCUCGUACCUCAUUGGAAACCAUUGCCUUGAAGGAAGCCGUGCACAGCCUUAGCUUUUCUUCUGAUGCUUUUUUUUUUUAGUUUGCUUUUGGAUCAUUCCAGGUUUAAUCCAUCCUUUUACACGUAGACUGUCAUUAAAUGUGUAAUUUAAAUGUGUGAAUUUGCGGUUGCAGACAUAAGCUUUAAAAGUAAUGAAAAGUUAAGUCUAGUUGUAAAAGUGCAGCAGGUACUGUGAGUUUUUCCUGUGACACUGUUUGUAUUCACUGAAGCUAUCCUGUAUAUGUUACCUUUCACUCAGUUAACAGCUGGGAUUUAACCAGCUGGAGUAAUGUGUGUUUGAACUCACUAUAACUGAUGCAUAUAUUACAAACACAAAGUGCUUAAUUAUUUAAAAACAGUUGAUAUUCAGAGUUUGAAACUGUGUAUUUCUGAUUUAACAAACCCUCAGUAUGUGAAAAGCGACCUUCAUGCUUUGUAAAUGGUUAACAUCCCUCCACGUCUUUAAACUCGACAUCAGGAAUGAACUCAUAAUUAGUCAAAGUGCCUUUAUUCAAAGGACUGAAAGAUAUUCAUCAAGACUAUUUAAAUUAUGGUAAUGAAGAUAUUGUAGCCUUUGCAUUAAAUGUAUCGGAAUAAACACGUUUUGAAAGAUUGGAAAAAAUUCAGGAUGUUGUUAAAAAGCUUUAAUGUUAUUAUUUUACACUCUGUGUUAAACGUACGGUAUUAAAUAAGCUGGAUUUUA
Xyrichtys novacula (pearly razorfish) is the source of this 10270-nucleotide messenger RNA. NCBI's taxonomy places the organism in Eukaryota, Metazoa, Chordata, Actinopteri, Labriformes, Labridae. The record is from the annotation of a GenBank genome assembly.